GUGGCUGGGGCGCCUGCGCAAACCAGCUGCCUCACGAGCACUGGAGCUUGCGUUACUUGGCCUCACCUCACCUGUGCUGUCCACGCCUGGCUUUGUCUCACCUGACGCGAUAUGCCUCUCCUGCGUGGGCGCUGUCCUGCCCGCCGCCACUACCGCCGCUUGGCCCUGCUCGGCCUGCAGCCCGCUCCCCGCUUCGCCCACUCGGGGCCCCCGCGCCAGCGGCCCCUGUCUGCCGCGGAAAUGGCUGUUGGACUUGUGGUGUUUUUUACGACCUUCUUAACACCAGCUGCAUAUGUGCUAGGCAACCUGAAGCAGUUCAGAAGGAAUUAGAUGGAAGAUGAUGUUGAACAGCUGUUAACGUCCAAAAAACUUUCAGAAAAAGCUGUGUUUUUGUUAACGAGCAAAAUUGCCUAGUUGAGUCGAUGCAACCAUUGUGGUAUUCACUUUCCUCAUGUUUAUGAUGAAUAUUUUGCACUUUUUUAGUACUGUGCAUUAUAUAGAUGUAUAGUCAAAAAUGUUCUGCUUAAGUGUUAAAUAAAACGGAAACACUUAUUCGUGCUUGGUAA
Pan troglodytes (chimpanzee) is the source of this 566-nucleotide messenger RNA. It is a transcript of the gene COX8C, whose product is annotated as cytochrome c oxidase subunit 8C. Gene Ontology annotation, biological process: mitochondrial electron transport, cytochrome c to oxygen. Gene Ontology annotation, cellular component: mitochondrion; respiratory chain complex IV. The transcript is spliced from 2 exons. The record is from RefSeq and is a predicted model, not a curated record. NCBI's taxonomy places the organism in Eukaryota, Metazoa, Chordata, Mammalia, Primates, Hominidae. The coding region runs from base 112 to 330 and encodes 72 amino acids.